UUGGAGGAUGUGGUGCCUACUUACUAGUUUUAAUUAUUCUUUAUACUUGUUUAUUUUAAUGUUUAUUUGCUGUUGAAUAAUUGAAGUUCAUAGGAUAAAAGGUAAAAUUUUCUUACACAUGCUUUAAGAACACAUUGAAAGUCCUGGAAUAUGUUUGUGAAAAGAAAUAGUUUUAUCCAAUUUUCCUCUCUGAAUUGCCAUUUAGCAUGACAAAAUUUGGGAAAUCUGAUUUUAGAGUGCUGAAAUGUACUUAUUAGAUACAUUUAUAUUCUUCACACUUCUAUGUAGAAGUAUAGAGCAUGACAGAAUUUGAGACAUCUGUUUGUAAGUAUUCUGUACAAAAUUUAGUAAUUGUCAUUUUAUUGCUAAAAACACUUUUCUGCAAAGCAUCCUUGAUGAAAUACAAAAUAAGACAGGCAUUGACUGUUGCAUAAUUAUAUUUCUAAAGCACAAAGGGAGAAGGCUUUGUUUUGCUUUGCACUGUUCCCAUGGUAACAGUAUUGAUAUUUUACCUGAAAGAGCUUUGCAUGUCUGUGUAGAGAGGCUUUAGCCAUGCAUCAAGACCAGGCACUGAAUGUUAGAGAAUCUCUGUUUUUGUUAUUGCUGCCAUUGGGUUCAUUGUUUGAGAUGACUUUCAGUAAAUAUGUUGAAGGUCAUUUAAGAACAGCUGAGAACUGGGCAUUUGUUGCACGUUUCUGCUUCCUGUCAGAGGAGGGCCAGUUUGAGUACGUGAUAGAGUAUGAUGUGGAAUAUGCUGUUCAGAAUCUGCUGCUGUACUAUGAUUCAGACACCCAGUGGCCAGCAGUAUAUAAGACAAGCAAGACAUGUCUGGAGAAGGAGUCUGUCCUGAACGUGACAUUGUAUCAGGUAGUCAACCUUACUGCAGUGGGAGCAGUCAGCCUGUCAUCAGGCUGUGUGUUUCGGAAUGGCACCCAGAAUAAGAAGGGCUGGCUGAGAUGCCACAAUGUAAGGAGGUUCCGCUCUGCCCGGGAGCGUUGGUGGUUUCUUAGCGUCAGCAACUGCAAUGCCACCAAGGGGCUCAACAUGCGGUACAAAUUUCUGAUGACAAAUGGUCCACCUGGUGAUUACUGGCAUGAACACUUCUCAGCUGAUGAAUUCUAUAUCUUGCCGAACCUGAUGGCAUCCUGCAUUGCAUAUCUGCUGAUGAUUCUGGCCAUUGUGAUGUGCACAGUGGAGUUGAGGGCACGUCAUCUGUUCCACACUACAUACAAACUGUUUGUUGGUUCUGUGGUGCUCCAGGAGAUGGGGAACAUUCUCCAGAGUGUGGCGUACAUGAAGUAUGCACUCGAUGGGAUUGGGUUUUCCAGAACAAAGACACUGGGACGUGUAUGUGAGUCUGCCAGUGAGACCCUGUACCUGCUCCUAUUGCUUCUGUUGGCAAAGGGCUUCACGGUGACGCGAGGCAGACUGCGGCUUGCCUCUUCCAUCAAGCUCACCAUCUUCAUGUGUCUGUACAUUGUGACGUACACAGUGCUGUUUGUGUAUGAGAGACAGUUAUUUGAUCCUGGAGAGGUUCUGUACCUGUACGAGUCACCGCCUGGUUAUGGCCUUAUCUUCCUGCGUUUCAUCGCCUGGUGGAUGUUCAUGUACUCCACUCUAUUCACACUGAAACACUAUCCAGAGAAAGCAAGAUUCUACUACCCAUUCAAUGUAAUGGGCACCCUGUGGUUUAUGGCUGGCCCAGCAUUUAUCCUGGCAGCCAACAACAUGAUAGACAAGUGGGUGCGUGAGAGUGUUGUAUGUGGUGUGCUACACAGCAUAGCACUUCUCGGCCACGUCUUGUUUCUUUGCCUCACACUGCCAUCCAGAGCUAACAAAGUGUUCCCGUACCAUGUUCGGACGACUCAAAUAGGAGUCAUGCAGGUGCAGGAUCUUACUGACUCGGACACAACUUUCCCAUUCAGACAUCAUCAAUAUGCACCCUCAGCACCACCACGACCAGGCCCCAAUGUACACCCACUAGUGGGUGAUUGGGUUACAGAUGUUCCUUUUGAGCUGUUCACUGUCAGCCAGUCCAUUGCCAUGGACCAAGGUACCAGACCAACUGCACCAAAGCCACAUGACACACAUACAUUUCAGCAGUCUGAUACCAACCCACCACCUGAAAACUAUGAUGCGUUCCUUGCACCAAGUCAGGUCACCAGAACCUGAGUCAAUCAAUCAUAAACUAAGCAUGAGAGAAUUAACAAAGUAAGAGGACCUUCUGCUCCAUGUCCUGAGGAGAUGCUGCAGCAGAACACUCGUAAACUUGUGUGUCAGUGCAUGAAAGACAUUGGUUUUAUGAAUAACUUACAUUACUUCUCAAUUAACUUGGCACUUAUCAAUAACAAGACAUACUUUGUAUGCUAUCUGUAUACAGAAACAACUCGAGCGUAAAGAUGGCUGUCUUCUGUAAUGUUGAAGCAUGUAGACUGGUAGAUACUAAUCAGCUACACCGGGGAUUGGCCAACUUUUCCUUACUGUGUGCUGCAUUGGCUAUUCAUAUUUCUAUUGGGGCCGCAAAAAAAAUUAAUGUCAUGGACAUUAAGCAAAACUGCUUUUCUUUAAUCUGAAGAGUGUAGCUAGUAUUCACUUGAAAAUGGGUAUUCAAGCAUGAAACCGAGUUAAUAAACAUUUCUCAAUAAGCCCCUAAUAUACUAAUUUUUAGAAAAGAACAAACUUGACUUCAUAAAAGAAAGCCCAAAAUGUUAUGUAAGAUGUGUUUGAGAAAACAAUAUAUUUACAUUUUCCAUGUUUUAUUGGUUUUAAAAAAUUAAAUUAAAUUAAAUUAAUACUAGUCAAUUUUAAAAGUUUCUAAUGAUAGUGUGUCAUGUGAAGGGCAUUUCAGAAAAGUUCAACCAUAUAGGGAAUUAUUACAACAUUAGGACAAUCUUUGAAACAAGACAUACAAUUAGGAGUUUUCUUAUGAGAACCAGACUGGAAAGAAAUCUGCAGCAGAUCGCACAUUACGUCUGUAGCAUUCCCUGUGAAUGUGGCAGGUGCUACGGUGGUGAAACAGGCAUACCAUUAGUGGUGAAACUUCACAUAUAUAGGCACAAUCUCAGAGAGAGUCUUCAUAAUGUUUAUAUUAUCACCCAACAGAAUAAUAUCAUCAGCAUGGACCAAAAAGUGAUGUAUCCCAUUCAAUUGACUUUCUUGGACUUUCCUGAUGGCAUAUUCUAAGGCAAAAUUGAAAACAGCAGUGAUAGAGCAUCUCCAUUUCAGGCCAUUCUGAAUAUUAAAUGUAUCGGACCAAUGUUUACAUACACAAAUUUUGCUAGAGGUUUCACUUAACACAUUUUAAUUAGCUUGACUAGCUU
Zootermopsis nevadensis is the source of this 3320-nucleotide messenger RNA. Its product is annotated as transmembrane protein 145. Gene Ontology annotation, biological process: response to pheromone; G protein-coupled receptor signaling pathway. NCBI's taxonomy places the organism in Eukaryota, Metazoa, Arthropoda, Insecta, Blattodea, Termopsidae. The record is from RefSeq and is a predicted model, not a curated record.